UUCUUUCAAGUGGAGCUGCAGUUUUGCUGAAUAAUCACGUGUGAAUUUAGGGGCGGGCGCUUGGCAAGCAGUUUUUUACGAGUAUUUACUACAAGGUCUACUCCAGAAGAUUAACCAUCCCAGUCCUUCUGUCAGUCUCCGAUGUCAUGCCUGGUUAAAAAAAACCCCAAACUCACCUUUUUUUCGAUCGUCAGUCACCUUAAAGAAUGGCCGAGCCUUUGGGGAACGAGUUGGCGUCCGCAGCUGCAAGGGGGGACCUAGUGCAACUUACUAAUUUGUUGCAAACGAAUGUAAACGUCAAUGCCCAAAAUGGAUUUGGGAGGACUGCGCUGCAGGUCAUGAAACUUGGGAAUCCUGAAAUUGCCAGGCAGUUGCUAAUUACAGGUGCUAAUCCUGAUCUGAAAGACAGUACAGGGUUCGCUGUAAUUCAUGAUGCAGCCAGAGCGGGUUUCCUGGACACGCUGCAGACUUUACUGGAGUUUAACGCUGAUGUUAACAUUGAGGAUAAUGAGGGAAACCUGCCAUUGCACUUGGCAGCUAAAGAAGGCCACCUCCCAGUAGUGGAAUUCCUUAUUAAGCGCACAGAAAGCAAGGUGGGACAUCGGAACAAGAAGGGAGACACUGCCUACGACUUGGCUAAACUGUACAAGAGGAACGAUGUAGUUAAACUAAUGGAAGGCAGCACUUUAAGUGCAGAAGCUACAGAUAUGAAUUAAAUCAAACACGAACAACUUCUUAUUUGGACAUUAAAGCUUAUAGUCCUUGUUUUUAAUAACAUUUAUUAUAACUUUUUUCUUCUUCUUUUUUUAAAUAACUAGUGCAAGUCUGGUGAAACUGCAAAGGUGUAGAUUUUGUGAAAAUGAAUAUAUUUAAAAAUCACACCAAUAGCAUUUUCCUGCACCUGCCAUCCGCACAAUGCUAGAAGAGACACAAAUGGACAUAUGUUGAUCGCUUUUGCUUAGUUCCUGCAGUGUAUAAUUUUACACUUUCUUCGUUUGUUUUAGGUCACUAAUACUAAAAAAGAUAGAUGCUAAAAUGCUUUAUG
Messenger RNA from Terrapene triunguis (Three-toed box turtle), 1045 nucleotides. Its product is annotated as cyclin-dependent kinase 4 inhibitor C-like. The transcript has 2 exons. Bases 207 to 716 code for a protein of 169 amino acids. Gene Ontology annotation, biological process: negative regulation of cell population proliferation; regulation of cyclin-dependent protein serine/threonine kinase activity. Gene Ontology annotation, cellular component: nucleus. The record is from RefSeq and is a predicted model, not a curated record. Gene Ontology annotation, molecular function: protein kinase binding; cyclin-dependent protein serine/threonine kinase inhibitor activity. NCBI's taxonomy places the organism in Eukaryota, Metazoa, Chordata, Testudines, Emydidae.